This is a messenger RNA of Platichthys flesus (European flounder), 2837 nucleotides long. It is a transcript of the gene dipk1b, whose product is annotated as divergent protein kinase domain 1B. The transcript is spliced from 5 exons. Bases 446 to 1747 code for a protein of 433 amino acids. The record is from RefSeq and is a predicted model, not a curated record. Lineage: Eukaryota; Metazoa; Chordata; Actinopteri; Pleuronectiformes; Pleuronectidae.
UUUCGUGUCUGAGCCGCAGAAAUGUCCUCUCAGAUUUAGAGAUUUCAUCAUUAACGGAUUUUCUCUCGAUCGCAGCUCAGGGCGUUUCUCGUCUUUUUUCAUUUCCUCCUGGCUGCGGCGGAGAGUUCCCUGCAUCAGAUGGAUCCUGAAGCACAAACUGCUCCGUUUCAAGGACGCGAUCGUGAUCGGUGUUGUCUUUCCUGCGAAUGAUUCAUGUUUGGGGAGGAAAGUAAGGGAUGGAUGAGGACACGGUGCUGAGGAGUUGAGAUCCUGGCUGGUUGUGUUUGUGUUGGUGCAGGACACAUCAUGGCUUCAUAAUCACACGCGUCUUUUUGAGGUUAUUUGUGUAACUGGUGUGGAUCUGCUGAUGCUGACGAUGAGGAGGAUGAUGAUGUGAGGAUGUGAUCUCUGCUCUCUGCCUCCACACACGCACAAGCGCGCGCUCAUGAUGCCCAGGGCUGUGAGGAGACUGGUGCACAUGGUGCUGUUCUGCCCUCUGUCCAAAGGCCUGCAGAGUCGUCUCCCGGCCCUUAAGGUGAAGUACCUUCUCCUGGCAUGGCUGGGCGUCCUGGUCGCCAGCUGGGUCAUCUACAUGCAGUACGCCUCUUACUCGGAGCUCUGCCGUGGGCAUGUCUGCCAUAUGGUCAUCUGUGACCACUACAGGAGGGGCAUCAUAUCGGGCUCGUCCUGCAAGGCUCUGUGUGACCAGAGAACUCUGACCCUGCAGCACUGCAUGUCCACCUCCUCCACACAUCAGGUGUACAGUGGAGUGUGGAAUGAGAGGCCUGUUGUGAUCAAGUGCGGCAUCGAGGAUCCUGUGAAGAUCGAUGGGGCUCCGGCCUCUGUGCUGCGACAGGAGAUGAGCUUGUUCGACAAACCCACUCGUGGAACCUCCAUGGAUGAAUUUAAAGAGAUGCUGCACAGUUACCUCAAGGUGAACCUUGGUGAUCAGUCGUCCCUGAGCACCUUGGUGGACAGGGUCAUCACUCUUGCUGACAUCAACCAGGAUGGCAAAGUGACUCUAGCCGAGGCCAAAUCAAUCUGGGCUCUCCUCCAGAUCAACGAGUUCCUCCUGAUGGUGGCGCUGCACGAGAAGGAGCACACCCCCAAGCUGCUCGGCUUCUGCGGAGACUUGUAUGUGACGGAGCGAGUGGGCCACAGUUCCCUCUACAGGCUGGAGGUGCCUCAUUACCUGCAGGCCCUGGUCCCUGAGGCCCUGAGUUUAGGCCUGAACCACUGGCUGGCGCCGACGUGGCCCCUGAGAGCUCGCAUCACCAUAGGCCUGCUGGAGUUUGUGGAGGAGGUGUUCCACGGCUCCUACGGCAGUUUCCUAAUCUGUGACGCCAGUCCACUACAUGUGGGCUACAACGCAAAAUAUGACUGCAAGAUGGUCAACCUGCACAGUGUGGCGUCUGAGGCGGUUGUGCGGGCGUUUCUGAAGGGCCGGCGGUGCGAGACCAACGCAGACUGCACCUACGGCCGGGACUGCACGGCCACCUGCGAUCGGCUGGUGAAGCAGUGCAACACUGAGGUUGUGCAGCCCAAUCUCGCAAAGGUGUGCGUGCUGCUGCAGGACUUCCUGCUGUUCGGGGCGCCGUCAGACCUGCGCGGAGACCUGGAGAAGCAGCUGCGCACCUGUGUGACGCUGAGCGGCUUGGCAAGCCAGAUGGAGGUGCAUCACUCGCUGGUCCUCAACAACCUGAAGACGUUGCUGUGGAAGAAAAUCUCUAACACGCAGUACUCGUGAAAACAGGCUGAGAUCAUCCAGCCUGCACUAUGAAUCAUAACAGGAACACGAGUCGUUUUCUUUUCUCCUGAAACUGUGCCAAGCAUUCUCGAGGGUGGUGGUUACUUAUGUUCAAUUUGUAAUAUAUUUUUUCCCUUAACUGACUGUGAAUAACAGGAAGCUGUGAACUAAUGAAUUCAGAUGGACGUGCACAGCACAGGCCUUAAGUUGCCUGGGCAACUGCUCGUUUGCCCUCUUUAACACAGCUGCCCCCCUGGAGAACAGAAAAGUGUAAUUAUUAUUUUAGGUGCAUAGAUAUGAGUUAUCCCAAUAGUUUCUAAAGUUUGACCGUAUUAAAGUGUGAUAUAAGCCAGUCAAAUAAAAUAUUUAGAAAUGAUGUAGUUUGUUUUCAAAGUUUAAAUAUUCUGGUUUGCAAUUGGAUGGGUGACUGUGUUAGGCUACAGUCUCCUGUAAAUGACUUUAAACAUAGAUAUGAUUGUGUUUUGAGCUUAUCUACGUAGUAUGUUAACUUACACUCGCAAAGGGGGGUCGGGGUGUUUCCUUUUUUCAUGCUAGAGCAGUGGGCCCUUUGAAAUGUCUGUGCACGUCCCUGGAAUCCACAAUAUGAGAAAGGAGAGGAAGCUGCUCUAUUAUCUUAAAACAUCAUAAGACCCCCAGUAUGUUUCUUUUUAAUUUUUUUCCCUGAGCAUUAUUUUAAAUAUAGCAACUUCAUCGGUUUAGAAAUCUCAGGGCAAUGCCUUUAAUUUUAUUUGGGGAAACUCUGACCGUCAAGAAGUGUUUUUUAAAAUGUACUGGACAAUUUGUGGUUUUGUAGAUACUCCCUUGUAGAUACAAAGUGUCAGAUUGUGCCAGAGUGUGAUGGUUUUUGUACUGUAACUGUGAAUCUAAGUGGAACAUUGUUGAUUCCUGGGUAUAAUUGAGUAUGAAGCUGUGGUAGAAGAUUCAGUGAUGGAUUGAACAAUGCAAAUAUUGAAAUGUCCCUGCUGGUGUUGAUGUGACACUGAUGGACAUGUUGGAAAUGGAAUAGAGACAAUUAAAACGGUAUGAAGUUUUAAAUCAUGAAUAGUUGAUUAAAAUGUUCCACACAUUG